AUGUUUUAACGAGAAUAACGAAAUGCAACCAAUUCUAGCUAUAGAAAUUCUUCUAAUGCUUAUGUAAUGGCAAUGAAAGCUCUUUAAGAAAAAAUUAAGGUUAUGGAAACAUAAAGAUGCGAUAUAUAGUUGCCAAAUAAAACAAAAUCUAACGAUGAGGAAUAUUUGUUAUAGUAAAUAUCUGAGUUGAGAAAUUAGAAUGAAACGUUAUCCAUGUAAUUGUAGAGAUAACAAAGUGAAAAAGAAAAUAUUAAUAAUUACAUUUAUUAAAUUGAUUAAUUACAAUAAGAGAGAUUAGUUCAUUUAAAGGAAUAUUAAGAUAGAGUUACAGAUUUAAUAAAAAAGAUUGAAGAUGGAAAAAAGGAUAGGCAAGAUUAAUAAAAUUAAAUUGAGCAUUUGCAAAGAUAAUUAUAGGCAUAUAAAGCAAAUGAAAGAGGCAUACUGUAAAAGGUUGACUAAUAAAAAUAAGAAGAAAACUCAAAAUAGCUAGAAUAAAUCAUGGAAUUGAGAUAAAGAGUUGAAUCAGGGGAAUAAUAUGCUAAAAAAUUAGAAAAAAAAUAUGAAAAACUGUAAACUGAAAAACAUUAACUGGAAGCUGAUAUUUUAGAUUAUAAAGAGCGAUGUCCAAUAUUUAAGCUUUAAGAAUACGAAAAGCAAAUUUAGAUCUAUAGAUCAUAGCUUGAAGAAAAGGAAAGAGCAUAUUUACGUAUGAUGGAAGAUCUAUAAAUGUAGCGUUAAUAAACAGAAGAUUAAUUAACUAAAAGAAUUUAAGAAUUAUUAAAUAAAAGUAAUGAAUACUAGUCUACAAUACAUCAAUUAACUAUUGAGUUAAAGGAUAUUACUUUAAAAUAUCAGCAAUGUAAAUUGAGAUUAGAAUAUGAGGAGAAAAAUAAUUAAUAAAAUAAAAAAAGAUUAAGAAAUAUUUCUUAAUCAGAAGACCCUGAAUUUGAUAUGCUUAUCAAUAAUUAAUAUUAAAGCAAUAACUAAUAACAAAAUAAUAAUAAAGUCUCGAAAUUGAACUUAGAUUUUUUAUCACCAUAAAUCACAAGUCCAAGAUUUGAGUAAAGUUUUGUAAAAUCAAGUGUUUUAAAAUAAGCCAUAAAGGAUUGCUUAGAGGAUAUGAAAUAAACUACUCCAUUCAAAUCUGAUUAACAGUAUGUCAAUCAAUAAGAAUAACAUCAUCCAUAAUAACAAUCUAAAAAAAAAUUAUUAUCUCCUCCCUUAACCGUUCGUAAUAAUGAAAUAGAAAGUAAACUUAAGUAACUGAAUGACAAAUAUGAGUAACUAAUUAGAUAAGCUUAAAAAGAGUCGGAUUUUAAAUAAAAAGCUUAAAUAAGAAAGGAACUAUUAGAUAUUGCUGAGUAGAUAAAAGAAGUAAACAGGAAAUAAUGAG
Paramecium sonneborni is the source of this 1393-nucleotide messenger RNA. NCBI's taxonomy places the organism in Eukaryota, Ciliophora, Oligohymenophorea, Peniculida, Parameciidae. The record is from the annotation of a GenBank genome assembly.